This is a messenger RNA of Pelecanus crispus (Dalmatian pelican), 679 nucleotides long. NCBI's taxonomy places the organism in Eukaryota, Metazoa, Chordata, Aves, Pelecaniformes, Pelecanidae. The record is from RefSeq and is a predicted model, not a curated record.
GUUCUUUACAUUAGAUAAUAUAAAGCAGCAUAAUGAAAAUACAAACUGCCGUUCAGUGUGGUCAAGAAGGGUAGCAUUAAUCAAACAAGGAAAAUGUCCUGAAGAGGGAUGGGAGGAAAGCACCAUUGAACUGUUUCUUCAUGAACUCGCUAUAAUGGAUAGCAAUAACUUUCUGGGCAACUGCGGUGUGGGUGAGAGGGAAGGAAGAGUGGCGUCAGGACUCGUUGCCCGAAGGCAUUACAGGUUGAUCCAUGGAAUUGGAAGGUCAGGUGAUAUUUCUGCAGUCCAGCCUAAAGCUGCAGGGUCUAGCCUUUUGAACAAACUUACUAAUUCAGUAGUUCUGGAUAUUAUAAAGCUGGCUGGUGUCCGGACAGUGACCAAUUGCUUUGUGGUUCCUAUGGCAACUGGCAUGAGUCUAACUCUGUGUUUUUUAACAUUGCGGCACAAGAGACCAAAGGCAAAAUAUAUUAUCUGGCCACGUAUAGACCAGAAAUCUUGCUUUAAAUCAAUGAUAACUGCAGGUUUUGAGCCUGUGGUGAUAGAAAAUGUGUUAGAAGGCGAUGAGCUACGGACAGACAUCAACGCAGUGGAGGCUCAAAUCAAGGCUCUUGGUGCUGAAAAUAUUCUUUGUGUGCAUUCUACAACGUCUUGCUUUGCUCCAAGGGUACCUGAUAGGUAA